Molecule: messenger RNA, 2333 nt
Organism: Anguilla rostrata (American eel)
Lineage: Eukaryota; Metazoa; Chordata; Actinopteri; Anguilliformes; Anguillidae
Product: growth/differentiation factor 11-like
Exons: 3
Coding region: 344-1516 (390 amino acids)
Cellular component (GO): extracellular region
Molecular function (GO): growth factor activity; cytokine activity
Source: RefSeq, a predicted model, not a curated record
CACACUUUUCAUUCACACAUCUGAACAUAUAUUUCCUUGUGGAUUUAAUUGUUAUCCGUUGGUACGACCAAAACAAACCGAUAUAAUCAAAACGGCAAUAUUAAAAUCCAGUAGCUUGAAUAACAAGUGACGAACAGAGGAAACCGCUGGGACGCAUGCUGUUAUAUUUAUGGUUAUAUUCAUUGUUUUGUUUGGUAUCGUUAUGAAUCGUUUAUGAAUGUGAUUCUUAUUGGAACUGUUGUAGAUCAUCGAUUUCUCAACAAGGUGGGAAUAAACAGCUCGCAACAAGCCAGCAGAGAAAAGAAGCAGAAGAAACAAAAAUAAGUACUGACCAGUCACCAUCAUGCCCCGAUCUAACUUUUUGUUGUGUUUGAUGGUCUUCAUUUCCCUGGGACUGUCCGGGAGUGAUGAGCCAAACCUAUUCCUGCCGCCAGCAAGCGAGAUGCCCACGGAAGCCGGGUUGUCGCUGAUAGAGUUGGAGGAAGCUGGUGCGCACGAGUGCUCGGCAUGCGUUUGGCGAGAGCAGAGCAAGGUGCUAAGACUGGAGACCAUCAAAUCUCAGAUCCUGAGCAAGCUGCGACUCAAGCAGGCGCCUAACAUAAGCCGAGAAGUGGUGAACCAGCUGCUCCCUAAAGCGCCGCCACUGCAGCAGCUCCUGGACCAUCAUGACUUCCAAGGGGACGCUUCCUCGCAAGACGAAUUCAUGGAAGAGGACGAGUAUCACGCCACUACUGAAUCUGUCAUCACCAUGGCCUCGGAGCCGGAGCCCCUGGUCCAGGUGGACGGAAAGCCCAGCUGCUGCUUCUUCAAGUUCAGCCCCAAGCUGAUGUUCACCAAAGUGCUGAAGGCCCAGCUGUGGGUGUACCUGCGCCCGCUCCAGCAGACCUCCACCGUCUACCUGCAGAUCCUGCGGCUGAAGCCGGUGACCGAGCAGGGCAGCCGGCACAUACGCAUCCGCUCGCUCAAGAUCGAGCUCAACUCCCGCAUGGGCCACUGGCAGAGCAUCGACUUCAAGCACGUGCUGCAGCACUGGUUCAAGCAGCCGCACACCAACUGGGGCAUCGACAUCAACGCCUUCGACGAGAGCGGCAACGACCUGGCCGUCACCUCCCUGAGGCCCGGCGAGGAAGGACUGCAGCCUUUCCUGGAGGUGAAGGUUCUGGAGACGACCAAGCGCUCGCGGCGGAACCUGGGCCUGGACUGCGACGAGCACUCCACCGAGUCGCGCUGCUGCCGCUACCCGCUCACCGUCGACUUUGAGGCCUUCGGCUGGGACUGGAUAAUCGCGCCCAAGAGGUACAAGGCCAACUACUGCUCAGGCCAGUGCGAGUACAUGUUCAUGCAGAAGUACCCCCACACCCACCUGGUGCAGCACGCCAACCCCCGCGGCUCGGCGGGGCCCUGCUGCACCCCCACCAAGAUGUCGCCCAUCAACAUGCUCUACUUCAACGACAAGCAGCAGAUCAUCCACGGCAAGAUCCCGGGCAUGGUGGUGGACCGCUGCGGCUGCUCCUAGACCUCCCCCCCCGGCCCCCCGCCCCCCCCUCCCCGUCAGGACACCCCAACCGCCUUCUGCCAUUCGACUUAACUGAGCUCUCCCCAAACGCCAUUUCCUGCUCCCCCCACUCCCCCCCCACCCCCCAGAAAACUAUCUGACAGACCGCAAUCUCCCUACAUCCCCAUGCACAUCAGAAAGAGACAAAAAAUACAAAUUAAAAAAACGAAGGAAGAUGCUUUUAUAGGUAGUAAUUUUAGUGAAAAUUGGAAAAAAAAAUACAUGAAUGAAAUAUAAAACAUAAAGACAGGACUUUAGCAAAACCUUAGGAAUAUAUAUUGAAGGGAGAGUGUUAUGGAGCAGCUGGAAAGCCUAGGGUAAAGUGAAAAAAGCUAUGUUUUUUGUUUGGUGUUUGUAGUUUUGUGGUUGUUUUUUCAUUCAAAAGUCUAAAAAAAAAAAAGUAUCGGGUUCUCAGUUAAGAUUUUCUGUGAUAAUCUGGUUCUUGAAUCCAGAAUUGUGUACAUCUGCCCACAAACACAGUGGGACAUCACACAUUUAACACUCAAGUUUAUUCAUUUUUUGUGCAGGAAUGUUUUUUCUGUCGAGGGGUUGCAUGGUAAAAUUAACCAUACAUCCUCAUUCAGCUGAUUUGAACUUAAAGACUGGUGCACAAUUUGGAAAGCUAUUUAACAUGGGUGAAGGUAAAAAAAAUCAAUUAAGGCACUCAAAGUUUUUUGUAAAUACAGAUUCCAAAUAAGCUCAGAAUUUUUUAAAGAGACAAGAUUUAAAAAACACUUGUCUUUGAUGUUCCUUUUCCCUAUUAAAUUCCUCAAAACGC